This is a messenger RNA of Strigops habroptila (Kakapo), 2665 nucleotides long. Its product is annotated as OTU domain-containing protein 4-like. Lineage: Eukaryota; Metazoa; Chordata; Aves; Psittaciformes; Psittacidae. The record is from RefSeq and is a predicted model, not a curated record. Bases 2015 to 2665 code for a protein of 216 amino acids. Gene Ontology annotation, molecular function: K63-linked deubiquitinase activity; cysteine-type deubiquitinase activity. Gene Ontology annotation, biological process: negative regulation of interleukin-1-mediated signaling pathway; protein deubiquitination; regulation of protein K48-linked deubiquitination. The transcript has 7 exons.
AUUCGGCUGCAAAAAGAGCAGGCUGUUAGGAAACUGGCAACUGUAUGACUUUAAUUUGUUAAUUUUGUCAGUGUAUUCACUUGUCAGAAGUAUGUUUAUGUUCUGUCGCAUACUGGAUGACCGCAUGUACAGGCAUUCUGGAGUCUAACAGAUCUGGUGAAAGGCAUUUGCCCUUCCCAUAACCAGUCUUUAGAAUCACAAUGAGAAAAAGACCCAAACAUGUGGGAAGAUGGAUUUGUGAACAUUUUAGAGGAUAGCUCUGUCUCUAACCAUGAUACAUAGGGUGAGGAAAACUGGAAUGUUCCUGAGAAACUCUGUAGCUGGACACUGGUAGGUCUCAAGAACAUCUUGCAAAAUCACUUGUAGCUACAGAAGAAGCACCUCUCCCAUGCAGGAUUCUACUAGUCUGAGUUUCUGAAGUGAGUAUGGUAGCUGAGUCAGAAGCAGCAACUGUUUAUAGUUCAGUCUUGUUAGAUGACCUUUCCCAUCUUCUGGUGAGAAGCCUGAGCUUUCCCUCCAGCCCCUCACUGGUAUUUUUACCUCAUGCUUCUUGUCUUAACAGUCCCCAUGCUGCCUUACCAGCUCCCUGUGUCUUGGAGGUUCAGAUGCUGUUAGGGCUUUACCUUCGCUGCUUUCAGUUUCUAUUCUCCUUGUCUACAGAGAUCGCUGGAAAUUUGCUUUUGUUUCCAGUAGACCAACUCCUUUCUGGAGACCCUGGGCUUCUGUUAGGGUCAAGGGGUUUGAGACUGCUUGUGCAGAGCUGAUCGAGCACUAGACUCAGCUGGGCUUGUAACUUCAGUUUAUUCAAUCUGCUGCUGUUACACACAAAUCAUAGUGCAAGACACGGCUCUCCCUGUUCUUACUACUGUUGGCUGAAAGUAAAAAUCAGGGGUUUAAUUCCUUCUGUCUCUUGCAUCUAAAUUUGUUCAUUUAAGCUAAAAAGUAACUGGUAGCAUUUUAUUUAUCACUAGAGCUACUGAGAGCUUUAUAGCUCUCUCUCCUAGGUAAGUUGCACAACCACAAUAAAAAAGAAAAAAGAAAGCCUUACAAGUUUGGGAAGCUUCUUUUCUUGACACUUCUUGUGCACCUAAAUCUUGUCAAGCCUGUUUACAAUGCCAAACAAGAGCUAAGUCAUGCAAUUCUAAUAAAAAUGUGUGUAGCUUUUUACCACUGAGAGUGGUGUACAGAAAAAGUAGUGUAUUAAACGUAUUUAAUGGCUGUAGCUUUUUUAAUUUAGUCUCUUUUUAAGUAAGCCGCCUUUUCUAUCCCAGUUUUAGCUCCAUCUUCUUUCCUACAAGUGAAUAGAGUUAAAAAGUAAUCUUACAGUCUAAUGUGUUGAAGAAAACAAAACAAAAAACCAUAACCAAAAACCCGCACCUAUCUGUGGACGGUGUUUUAUAACCAGACUGUGUUUGGUUGUAAAGCUAAGCAGCUCUCGCGGGCUGACAUGAGCCCUGUUCCCCGCUCCCGCCCUGCCGGGGGAGGCUCCCGCCGCUCCCUCCUCCGGGACUACCGCUCCCAGAAGCGCCCGGGCUGAAAGUGAAAAUAAACGCCAGGUUACGCUUCUCUUUUUUUCCCUUUCCCCCUCCCCGGCGGCGGUAGCACAUGUCCUUUCUCUUUUGUUUUCCGCCCGGCAGGCCGGCUGCGCGCCCGGCCAGGGACUCGCCGCCCUGAGCGGGGAGAAGCGGGACCGCGAUCCCGCCGGAGCGGUGCCUGGGAGCUGCUGCCCGGCCCUGCGGAGGAGCCUAGAAGCCGCGGGGUUUAUGGAGCUGGAAGUCCAGGCUGCGGAGUAAAACUUGGCUGUUUCUCCCCGCGAUUCCCACAUGCAAGUUGAUAACGUGAGACCGGCUCCUUUUCUUAUCGCUGCUGCUACCUCGAGUGCCGGGGGCCAGCGCUCUGCCCCCCCCAGCCGCUGCUGUUUCCUUUACCCGGCCCCGGAGCUGCUCGGUGGGUUUCCCUUGCCAUGUGGGGCUAGGAGGGGUGCAGCCAUUCUCCACAGGGUGAAGCGGUAAACAUGGAGGCGGCGUGCAGAGCCGACGGCGGGGAGCAGAGCCAUCAAGGCGGCGGCGUGGACACCCCCGGGGACACUUCUAUGGACUGCUACCUGCGAUCUCAGGGCUUGUACAGAAAGAGAGUUGCCAAGGAUGGAUCUUGUCUUUUCAGGGCUGUGGCCGAGCAGGUGUUACACUCUCAGUCUCGGCAUAUUGAUGUUAGGAUGGCUUGUGUAGACUAUCUUCGGAAAAAUAGGGAGAAAUUUGAAGCAUUCAUAGAGGGGCCAUUUGAAGACUAUUUAAAAUGUUUGGAAAAUCCACAGGAAUGGGUUGGACAAGUAGAAAUAAGUGCCCUUUCUCUUAUGUACAAGAAAGAUUUCAUAAUAUACCGGGAACCAAAUGCUUCUCCUUCACAUGUAACUGAAAAUGGCUUUUCUGAUAAGGUAUUGCUGUGCUUCUCAAAUGGAAACCACUAUGAUAUUGUUUAUCCCAUAGAGUAUUCAGAAAAGGCUGCUCUGUGCCAGUCUCUGCUGUAUGAGUUGCUUUAUGAGAAAGUAUUUGAUACAGAUGUAAAGAAAAUUAUAGCAGAACUUAGUGCUGUUGGUGUGACAGAGGAAAGUAAUGGUAGCAGUGAAGUAUCUGCUUCAGAUUCAGAAGAUGACAGCUACAGGUAA